Messenger RNA from Pocillopora damicornis (cauliflower coral), 1437 nucleotides. RefSeq names its product N-acetyltransferase 8B. The record is from RefSeq and is a predicted model, not a curated record. Gene Ontology annotation, molecular function: N-acetyltransferase activity. Lineage: Eukaryota; Metazoa; Cnidaria; Anthozoa; Scleractinia; Pocilloporidae.
UACGAUUUGUGUUAAAUGGAUGUUCCAGAGCUCCAAAUGGCUCCGUCAAUCUCUAGAGAGAAGUUGGUAUCACUAACCGAGAACAAGACAGUCAGGAUCUUGCCCAUCAUUCGUUCAUUCGAACGUAAGGACCAAUUAGCAUGCCAAAACAUUUUUAAAGAUGGAUAUCAAGAGUUUAUAAAAAGUAUCACAGUAAUAUAUUUAUCGUUUCUGGUAAGGUAUAUUGUCAUGGCUGCCAUGUUUGCCAUACUUGCAGCAGUGAUUUGGUCGGCAUGGAUCUUUGUUGUGGUUGUGGUGAUGGCAUGCAUGGUUUUGGCAUUCAUCUACAUACAUUUACAGUUGACAGGCUGGUUCUAUAUUAAUCAUACACUGAAUUCAGGUGAUUUAAAGGACAUCGAAGAGUCUUACAUGUCGAUUCAACAGUCGCACUUGUGGGUAGCAGAGUUGAAUGGAAGAGUUGUUGGGAUGGUGGGCCUCAUUCACGAGGAAAACUUCGAACAAGGCGUCUAUGAACUCAAGCGCAUGUACGUUGUGCCGAGUUGUAGAGGAAUGGGGAUCGCUAAAAACCUGAUUAAUGAACUUAUCUCACAUACCAAGACAAAUAGAAUAAAAUUGGUUUUCUUAAAAACAACGUCUACACUGGUGCCAGCGAUUCAACUGUACAUGAAGAAUGGUUUCACAUUUUCCAGCGCUGAUCUAAAUGGCAAGUUAACCGAUGUGCCUGUCAUCAGCAAACGGAAUUUACCACAAGACAUACACCUCAAGUUAGAAAUUUCCUCAUUAGCUGCACCUUAAAAUAUUCCUUCAAGUAUGACAUGUCUUCGCACCUUUCCAAUUUAGGUGAACAUUUCGUAAUUUCAUCCGCAAGCUUUGAGGCAGCUCCUUUCCUUUCGUAACUGUUAUGGUAGAAAGUGCACGUUUUAUGAGCCAUAAUUCGGCUGGAUCCCUUUAAACAAGAAGCUUUUUAAUCACUUAUUUUAAAAUAAUCUAGAUUAAUGAAAAAUAUAGGAAAGAUUGUUGCAAAGCAUAACAAAUAUGCAGCCUAAGAUGUUGUGGCGCUUAUGGUGGGGUACCUGUUCGUUGAAAAUGAAAAUAUGGCCGUGGCUACGUGGGUACUGGCCGAAAGCGAAUUACUCUUUUUCAUUCAAAAGCCGCUCGCUCUAGAUUAAUCCUGAUUGCUUAACUCUUAUGGCAAAAGCCAGGGUGUAAGUGUGUUUUAAGGCACGAAAGAUGAUAAUCAGCUUUUAAGUCGCUGCAAUAAACUUUUUAACGUUUUUUGUUAAUUGUCACAGGAAGAAAUUAACCGUUAGCCGUAAAAUGGCCAUAAUUUUAACCGUUGGGUGUAAAAUCCAUCACUCCAUUGAGAAUCUCUUAAUUUAGCUUUAAUCAAUAAAAAGCAAGUUGGAAACAUUAAUCUAUAAAAGCAUGCAGCACCAA